AUGCGUCUCGCGUACGUCAUCGUGGCGGUUGUGGCGAACCUGUUGGCUUGGAGCGACGCCAUCUCGUCCGCGGUCGACCCGAAGGCUGUUGCUCGGUCCGGUGUUGCUCGCGUGGACCUCGUGGUGGAUGGCCGCGUCAACGAAUUAAGCACGAAGACGCUUCUGGAAGAGGCUCCUCCUGUGCACAGCGACUCGGAAGCGGUACAAGUCGACGGUGAGGAGAGGCAAAUUGGCUUCGCUGACAAAGCCAAGUCGCUAUUCACGAAGGCUUCGCAAAGCGUCGUGGUGGCGAAAGCCACGAACGUAGCGAUGGCAGCUACGGAUACAGCUAAGGUGCAAGCUACGAAUCUCGCUGCGCAACUGAAGGCAAUCAUCGACACGUCUCUGGCAGCGGCGGCACCACUUUGGACCCAGUUGGGCAACAAUCCGACCUCGCAAAUGAUGAAGACCAAGAUUACGGAGCUCUCUCAGACGGCCACCGACCUCAUGAUGACCGGUGCGACCAAGGGUAAGACGUCCCUUGAAGCGCUCGCACUGAACUACGAGGCGGCUAUGAAUGGGCUGUCAAGCAAGUCGGCAUCGAUGUGGACGACGCUGGCUGGUAGUCCGGCUGUCGUGAAAGUCAAUACGAUGCUUCGUGGGCUGGUCGCAGACCUGGUAAUGACGGCCGCGAAUUUGGCCAUUCGAGUGACACUUCAAAAGGAGGCAUCGAGGCUGGAGAAUGGCAUCGUCCGUCUUUUCAACAAGAUGUCGCCGCAUCGGAAAAGGAUUGCCGCUGAUUCGGCCGUGGAAAUCCAGACCAAGCGUACGAGAUUUGCAGAGAAGCUCACCGACGCCGCGCUAAAAGUUGCGGUUAAGGCAACCAAAGUUGUACUCAAGAGGCGCGCAAAAAGGUACAAUGUAAACAUCGAUAAGCAUUUGGGUAACUUUGCACCGGACCGGAAGAAAGUAGCCAUCGGCUCAAUCAUAGCUCCCAAGACGAAAUUUGCGGAGCUGACAGAUAGGGUCAACGACGUGGUGACGACAGCCACGAAAUCGGCAGUCAAGAAAAGACUGAAGAAACGCAGAUCGAGAUUUAAGGCGAAGAUCAAGAACUUCGCUCGCAGGUCAAACCCGCACCAGGAGAAGAAGGCUGCCGAUCGUACCGUGAAGAAAAUUAGGACGAAGAUCGAGGAGUUUGGAAAAAAGAUUUCGAACGCGAUCAUGACAGUGGCGGAAUUGAUCAAAACGUUACUACGAAACCUCUCCCUAAGGCCAAGUUGA
Hyaloperonospora brassicae is the source of this 1263-nucleotide messenger RNA. The record is from the annotation of a GenBank genome assembly. Lineage: Eukaryota; Oomycota; Peronosporomycetes; Peronosporales; Peronosporaceae.